Cokeromyces recurvatus is the source of this 966-nucleotide messenger RNA. RefSeq lists its product as uncharacterized. The coding region runs from base 87 to 677 and encodes 196 amino acids. The transcript is spliced from 5 exons. Gene Ontology annotation, molecular function: RNA binding. The record is from RefSeq and is a predicted model, not a curated record. NCBI's taxonomy places the organism in Eukaryota, Fungi, Mucoromycota, Mucoromycetes, Mucorales, Mucoraceae.
UUUUUUUUGUUUUUUGUUCUUUUCUUUUAUAUAAAUAUUUAUAUUCAUUUAAUAAUAAUAAACCAAAAAAUAUAGUUUUUUUAAAGAUGAGUGAAUUAGAAAAGGAAACUGUUAAUAAUACUCAAGUUGAGGAACAAAAGAAAACAGAAGUAGCUACCGAACCUACAAAUACUACUACAACUGAUUCAACAGAGAUCGGUGAUGUAGACAAGGAAUUGGAAGCUAUGAAGCAACGUGUUAAAGAUAUGGAAGAUGAAGCAGCCAAGUUACAUGACAUGCAAGUUGAAGUUGAAAAAGCAAUGCAUCCUGAAGAAGAUAAAGAAACUGUUGAUAGUCGUUCAGUUUAUGUUGGCAACGUAGAUUAUGGGGCUUCACCUGAAGAACUUCAAGCACAUUUCCAAUCUUGCGGUACAAUUAAUCGAGUAACUAUUUUAUGUGACAAAUUUACUGGUCAUCCUAAAGGUUAUGCAUAUGUUGAAUUUGCUGAACCUAGUUUUGUAAAUGCAGCCGUUGCUUUAGAUAAUAGUUUAUUCCGUGCACGUUUAAUAAAGGUUAUGCCUAAACGUACCAAUGUUCCAGGCUUCUCUGCUCGUGGCAGAGGUAGAGGACGCGCUGCUUUCCGUGGUAUGCCUUACUAUGGACAUUCUCCAAUGUACGGAUAUCGCGGUAGAGGGUAAGUUAAUUUAAAGUAUAUAUGAAUUUUUGUUUAUUCAUUUAUUUUAUAUAUACAUGUAUAUAGUCGUGGAAGAGGCGGUUUCUAUGCACCUUACUAAAAAAAAUCAUUCGUUUGGUUCGAUUCUCUUGUUUUUUUUUUUUGUUUUUUUUUAUAUAUAUGUAAUAGCUUUUAAAUUUACACCUUUUAUCCCUUAUAAAAAAAGGAAAUAUAUACAUGGAGUUAAAAUAUUAUAAAUAAAAAAAGAAAAAAAAAGAAAAGAGAAUAAGGGAAAAAAGAAAAAAAAAAGAAGA